This is a messenger RNA of Vollenhovia emeryi, 1125 nucleotides long. RefSeq lists its product as uncharacterized. The record is from RefSeq and is a predicted model, not a curated record. NCBI's taxonomy places the organism in Eukaryota, Metazoa, Arthropoda, Insecta, Hymenoptera, Formicidae. The annotation marks the transcript as partial. The transcript is spliced from 2 exons.
AUGUCUCUCGAACUUCUCAAGGCAGAAUACUUGAAACUCGGUCAUAUGAAACAGGUGGACGUUCACCCAAACGAAGACAUAACAUACUACCUACCGCAUCACUGCGUCUUCAAGAAUCCCAAUCAGCCAUCGAAGAUUCGAGUGGUAUUUGAUGCCUCGUGCAAGAGCGAUGUCGGCACGUCUCUAAACGACAUGUUAUGGGUUGGCCCUGUCAUUCAAGAAGAUUUGAUGUCCAUCGUGAUGCGAUUCCGUACGUAUUCGUAUGUGCUUGUCGCGGACAUCGUCAAGAUGUACCGUCAAGUAUUGGUGCACCCUUCGCAAACAUCACUACAGAGAAUACUGUGGCGAGCUGAUCCAAUGGCAGACGUCGAAACAUAUGAAUUGGCCACGGUCACCUAUGGUACGUCAUCAGCUUCAUUUCUGGUAACUAGGUGCUUAAAACAUCUGGCAGAACAAUACUCAUCAAGGUACCCAUUGGCUUCAAAAUGUAUCAGCCGUGACUUUUACGUCGAUGACCUUUUGACCGGAGCGGACACGAUUCAAGAAGCGGCAUCCAUACGAGAUCAGACAAUUCAACUACUGAAAAAGGGACAAUUUGAGCUUGACAAGUGGGCUUCAAACUGUCCACAAUUGUUAGAGUCAUUAAACAAUAAAAACUGCGAACCAAUAAACAUUGACGACGGCGUUAGCACACACAUCCUAGGCAUACAAUGGAAUCAAGCAUCCGACACGUUUCAUUUUUCUUACGAACCCGGGGAGGGUCAUGCUAAGAUAUCUAAGCGUACUAUAUUGUCAGACAUCUCCAAGCUGUUUGAUCCACUAGGACUUCUUGGUCCAACCAUUGUCAUUGCCAAACUAAUUUUGCAGGAAUUGUGGCGUUCUGACGUUCAGUGGGAUGAGUCAGUACCGCAAACCAUACACUCUCGCUGGUUAACAUUUAAAUCGCAGCUUGAGGAGUUAAACCAAUUGUCCAUCCAACGAUGCGUUAAACCUGGUACGAGUCGACAACACAUGCAGAUACACGGCUUCUGUGACGCAAGCAAGGACGCCUACGGAGCAUGUGUAUACAUUCGAACGGAGACCAGCCCCAAUGACUAUCCCCCUCGCGUGGGCCACCUUGACGUG